Molecule: messenger RNA, 2490 nt
Organism: Syngnathoides biaculeatus (alligator pipefish)
Lineage: Eukaryota; Metazoa; Chordata; Actinopteri; Syngnathiformes; Syngnathidae
Product: L-threonine ammonia-lyase
Exons: 11
Coding region: 446-1984 (512 amino acids)
Biological process (GO): L-threonine catabolic process; L-serine catabolic process
Molecular function (GO): L-serine ammonia-lyase activity; threonine deaminase activity
Source: RefSeq, a predicted model, not a curated record
GCAGAAAGUUUCAAGGAUCUUGGAAAACCUGGAAGCGGCUGUACUUUGACGUUAGCGGGUUUUUCGGGUCACGUGUGAAAAAAAAAAUGCCACUGAUGUGAUAUGCUGACAUUGUAGAUGAACUUCUCACCCACUGAGUUUGCUUCACAAGGACGACAAGUCAGUGUUUUAUAAACUAAGUAUGCACAAUGUAGCAAAAGAGCUGCUAUGUGCUAUCCUCAUCCAGCUGUUACCAAGGAUGCAUUUAUUCUUGUGUUGGAUGAUUCUUGUAGAAAGCCACUUGAAGAGCUGUUUUUUUUCUUUCAGAAAUGUUCCAGGAGGUUUAACAAAUCAGAAAAAAUGCGCAGACACUGUGAGAAGAAACAAACGACAGGAAAAGCAAACAGUCACGGUGAUGUAACGCAGCGACUCUGCCAGAGGACAAAGGUUAACGAGCUUGAUAUGGAUGUGGUGUUCCUCCCUGAAAGCCCAAAGGAGUUCAAUUCCCUGCAAAAUUGAGAGAGAGGAGCUGUGUCUGGGCCCUGCAGAGCCGAGUGAUUCUUACAAAGGAGUGCUACUCAGUAACGGCACCGUGGGCCGCAGACCGACCCUCAUUGAACCAGAAAGGCUGAAGGACUUUGGAGAGGAGGAACUCCUCAACGGGGACGUGAAGGUCCCCGACACUAGAGUGGUUGUCAAAGAAUCUGUAAUCACACUAAAAGAACCCCCGAAAACCAGACGAGUCAGCGAGUUCAGGAUCGUCCCGAGACCGACUCCCCAGUACCUGCGCUUUGAAGACAUCAGCGCAGCAGCCUUCGCUAUCCAAACAGGGAUAGAGAAGACGCCCUGCACAUACUCCCGGCUGUCCAAACAGUAUGGUAUGGAGAUUUAUCUGAAGAAGGAGCACCUGCACUACACGGGCUCAGUCAAGGAGAGAGGAGUGUUGUACCUGCUCUCCUCCCUCACGCAGGAGCAGCAGAGGAAGGGUGUGAUCAUUGCCACUGACUGUAACUUCUCUAUGGCUGUGGCCCACCAUGCAGUUGAGCUGAAGAUCCCAGUGUUUGCCAUCAUGCCGUCAUGUUGUACUUCACCUCGUCUCAGAAUCUACAGAGACUACGGCGCCAUGGUUAUUUCCUAUGGCAGUACCGGUCAUGACUCUAAGAACCAUGCCCAGCAUCUGGCCAAUGACAAUGGAUACCUCUAUCUGGAAGAAGAUGAAAGCGCAACCUAUUUGGCCGGAAUGGGCACAGUGGGCAUGGAGAUCUACGAACAAGUGUCCAAGCUCGAUGCGGUGGUGGUGCCUGCAGCUGGGCAGUACGGACUACUGGCAGGCAUGGCGGCAGCCAUCAAGCAUCUCAACUCACACGUUCUUGUCAUAGGAAUAGAACCUGAAGGUUUCCCUUUGCUGCUGCAAUCUCUGAAGACAGAUGGCCCUAUCAAAGACAUUCACAGCAAUCCCAACACCAAACUGUAUGGAGAUCUGAUGGAGUGUUCACUUGGUAUCAACACUUACCAGCUGGCAAAGAAACUUGUGGAUAAAGUCAUUUCUGUCAGUGAGGAGGAUUCUUUGGUGGCAAUGUUGAGGUUUCAAGAGUUUGAGCGCUCCACUGUGGACACGGAGGGCGCCAUGGGCUUGGCUGCCAUCUUGGCUGGACAAUUGCCAGAACUGAAAGGAAAAAGGGUGGCAGUCGUAGUGAGCAGUGCGAACAUGGAGCUAGAUCUGGUGAGGCAGUGUUUGGACCGAGCCCUGGUGCUGGAAGAUCGUGUCAGCAAAUUUUCGGUGCAGCUGGGAGAAUGGCCGGGAGACAUGGCCAAGCUGCUGGACGUCCUGUCCAGAGAGGAUGUCAAGUUGUUGGACGUCAGCCACCGGAGGCAUAGUGACAAGUCAGACCUUUUCAAGGCAAAGGUGGAGUGUGUGGUGGAAACCAGAGAUAAAACACAAAGCACUCAGCUGCGGAAGAUGCUGAGUGAGCGCUACCCGUCUCUAUGCUGGCUGGAACGGUGAUCACCAAAAAAAGCAUUCUUCAAACUAUUUCUAAGAACAAAGUUCAAUCUGAUGAUGAAACGAAACAUCUGUAACAUAUAUGAGAUGACAAGAGGACCCAAAUCAUAUCCAGGGAUUGGAUGGCAAUCUUACCUUUGCAUUUACCAAAAAGCAUUAGAAUUAUAGAGCCAAUAUGAUUUAUAUUGCAUCCAUUGUUAUUGAUUAUUCAUACAUUGGAGUAAUUAGAGAGGUUGUAUAAAGUGCAAGUAGUGGCCUCUAUCCAGGAGCAUGAAGCAUGCCGUAUUAGUGUAAACUCCCUAAUAGACACACACAGAAGCAUUGCAAAUAUACACGCUGUGCACACUCAAAACAGUCAACAUUUAGCACAAGAGACAUAUUAAAAUUCCGCCUUCACAAAUACUACAGUUUAAGGGGGAAUUUAUGAUGCAUCCCUUGGAUUUCAUUUGGCUGUGCAGGUGCAACUGAUAAAGUGAGUGCGUGUGCUUGUGUGAACCCACCACAUGUAU